AUGGAAAUAUUUUCAUCACAGGUAACCACAAAAAUAAAGGUCAUAAACAUUGUUUAUAUUUCAUUGACGAGCAUAACUCAGGCUUCCGCUGAGUUCCUUCACAACUGUCACAUAUUUUCUCUGCAGAUCAAGGAUGUAGAAGUCCUCAACUGCGAAUAUGGCAAGAACACAAUUAAGUUCCUUCGCCUUCAUAGAGAAGGGAAGAAGCACUUCGUUAAAGAAGUGGAAGUGUGCACACAUCUCCGGCUGACUUCUGCUCAUGAGUACCUGGAUGGAGACAACUCUCUUGUGAUACCUACCGACACCAUAAAGAAUAUUGUCCUUGUGUUGGCCAAAAAAAAUGGGAUCCCAACUUUAGAACAAUUUGCUAUAGAUAUCUGCAAACACUUCAUGACAACAUUUUGCCAAGUGGCGUACGUCAAAACCUACGUUCAAGAAGUACCAUGGCAACGUCUACACGAGAACGGCAUUCCCCACAUCCACUCGUUUAUAUGCGUUCCUGAUGGGAUCCGCUUUUGUGAAGCUGAGCAGUGCCGAAAUGGUCCUCUGGUUGUUUUUGCUGGAAUUAAAGAUCUGAAACUUAUGAAGACAACACAGUCUGGAUUCGAAGGCUUCUAUAAGAAUGAACACACCACACUUCCUGAAAGGCACGACAGGAUUUUAUGUGGAGAGCUCUUUUGCAAAUGGUCAUAUGGCGAAUGCAGAGAUUUUGACUUUGAUUGCAUAUGGAACAAAAUCCGUGAAUGUAUCCUUGAAGCCUUCGCUGGGCCACCCGACAGCGGGGAAUAUUCACCCUCUUACCAGAAGACUGUCAACUGUAUCCAGAUGCUCAUCCUUUCCAAAGUGUCACAGGUACAGGUCAUAGAAGUCAUCUUGAACAACACUUUUUAUAAUGUCGUAGACAUGAAGAAUCUAGGCUUGACCAAUGACAAAGAAGUUCUGGUUCCAGUGGAAACUCCCUACGGCUCCUGUGCUUGCACGCUCGGCAGGAAGAAGUUCUUAGAAGCACAAGGCCACGUGCUAAAAGAUGAGAGGCAAAGUCAGUUUGGACUGGCAGCUGCCCAGGGAAACUAA
Molecule: messenger RNA, 1074 nt
Organism: Gavia stellata (red-throated loon)
Lineage: Eukaryota; Metazoa; Chordata; Aves; Gaviiformes; Gaviidae
Product: uricase
Biological process (GO): urate catabolic process; purine nucleobase catabolic process
Cellular component (GO): peroxisome
Molecular function (GO): urate oxidase activity
Source: RefSeq, a predicted model, not a curated record